AUGAAUCUUUUACGAACUGAAAUUGAAAAAAGAUGGCUAAUAGAAGCUUGUUCUAUACCUGAAAAAGCUUUUGAAGAAGUUUCUAAGUUAUGCAGGAUUGAAAACAAGUAUCUUAAUAAAAAUAGUGGUAUUUACAAAUAUGUGUUUGAAUGUCACCAUGCUAGAAAAUAUUAA
Molecule: messenger RNA, 174 nt
Organism: Racocetra persica
Lineage: Eukaryota; Fungi; Glomeromycota; Glomeromycetes; Diversisporales; Gigasporaceae
Source: the annotation of a GenBank genome assembly